AUGUCCUUAGAUUUCAGCACUCUUGCUCAACAAUUUACACAAUUCUACUACAAUCAAUUUGACACCGACAGAAGUCAAUUGGGUAAUCUGUACAGGGAUGAGUCCAUGUUGACUUUUGAAACCAGUCAACUACAAGGUACCAAGAACAUUGUGGAAAAACUAGUCUCAUUACCAUUCCAAAAAGUUGGUCACAGAAUAACUACACUAGAUGCUCAACCAGCAUCGCCCAAUGGUGACGUUUUAGUCAUGAUAACUGGUGACUUACUCAUUGAUGAAGAGCAGAAUCCACAGAGAUUCUCUCAAGUCUUCCAUUUGAUCCCUGACGGAAGCUCAUACUAUGUUUUCAACGAUAUCUUCCGUUUGAACUACUCUGCCUAA
This is a messenger RNA of Zygosaccharomyces rouxii, 378 nucleotides long. RefSeq names its product Ran GTPase-binding protein NTF2 (gene NTF2). Gene Ontology annotation, cellular component: nuclear pore central transport channel. The transcript has a single exon. Lineage: Eukaryota; Fungi; Ascomycota; Saccharomycetes; Saccharomycetales; Saccharomycetaceae. Gene Ontology annotation, biological process: protein import into nucleus. The coding region runs from base 1 to 378 and encodes 125 amino acids. The record is from RefSeq and is a predicted model, not a curated record.